Xylona heveae TC161 is the source of this 1740-nucleotide messenger RNA. RefSeq lists its product as hypothetical. Gene Ontology annotation, cellular component: nucleus. The transcript has a single exon. Gene Ontology annotation, molecular function: zinc ion binding. The record is from RefSeq and is a predicted model, not a curated record. The coding region runs from base 1 to 1740 and encodes 579 amino acids. NCBI's taxonomy places the organism in Eukaryota, Fungi, Ascomycota, Xylonomycetes, Xylonales, Xylonaceae. Gene Ontology annotation, biological process: regulation of DNA-templated transcription.
AUGUCCUUGACGGCCUGGGCACUCCCCCGUCUGGCCAACAUCAUACCGCUCGACGAGGACUCCCUCAAGCAAAUCCUCGAUUACGCCUGCCAACUGCCCAAGGACGCCGCUGCAACACACCUCAAGGACCUCCUUGGCGAUUCCCCUCAAUCCUUGGAAUUUAUCACCUCAUUUAAUUCACGACGAGAAGCUCCUCAAGCAUCACAAUCUUCUGCCGCUGCCGCUGCCGCCGCCGCUGCUCAAGAUGCAGCAGCUGCAUCAGAGGUCCCUCGCGCACCUCGACGUUCAAAGAAGCAAAAGCAGCCUUUAAACAAGCUUCCUCCUCCUCGACAGGCAAACGAAGGAACAGCCUACGCCAAUGCCAGCUCACCAUCGGGAGCCUACAUCAAACGGGACGUCGAGGACUACAUGAGCGGAGCUGCACGGCGCAAGGAUGCAUCGCCUUCACAGUCCACAAAUGCAUUUGCUCUUUCAGACACCCCAGAAGCUCGACAACUCCCCGUCCCAUCAGCAUCAAGAACACCAGCAACGUCUUCACCUUCUACAUCGGCACACCCGUCCCCGAAAUUACCUCCAUCAGCGGCAGGCCCGCUAAUUUCCUCGACCAAAUCCUCCCGAUCAUCCUCGCCGGCCAAGUCGAAUGCCAAGGCCAAGAUCGCCAUUUCUGGCGGAACCUCAAUGAAGGGGCAGUCUACGACGAUUAACGAUCUCGAUUCCGCAAUUCGCACGCUCGAAAUCCAAACAAACCCAACAUUGUCCAGGGAAGAUAAUGCCCGGCGGCGCUGCAAUUGCAACGCGCACCGUCAUCCUCUGCUUGCCGCCGCACCAAACUGUCUCAACUGUGGAAAGAUAAUAUGCGUCAAGGAGGGCAUCGGACCAUGCACCUUUUGCAGUGCGCCGCUGCUCUCCCCAGACGAGAUCCAAUCCAUGGUCCGAAUCCUGCGCGAAGAGCGAGGCCACGAGAAAAUGGAAGCGAACAAUGCACUGCAUCGACGCGCGGACGUGUCAACUACACCUAGACCCUUCUCUGGGGUCAAUUCGACCGAAGCCGAAAAGAAGUUGGCCGCUGCAAAGCAGCACCGUGACAAGCUCCUCUCGUUCCAGGCCCAAAAUGCACGACGUACCCACAUCAUUGACGAGGCCGCCGAUUUCGAAACCCCCUCCGCGGGUCAGAACAUGUGGGCCAGCCCUCAGGAACGCGCCCUUCAGCUGAAGCGGCAGCAACACGUUCUUCGGGAACUUCAAUGGAACGCCAAACCCGAGUACGAGAAGCGCCGGGUCGUCGUAUCCGUUGACUUGGUUGGCGGCAAGAUCGUCAAGCGUAUGGGCGAGAUUGAACGGCCUGAAGACCCUCUGUCGGAUCUGUCCGAUAGUGAGCAAGAAGAUGAAGAAGACGACGACUACACCUUUAUUACUGCGAAUGAUAGCUCCUCCUCCUCCGCUCAAAGACCGUCCGGCGGUGCUUUUGGCCGUAACCCUCUUCUCGGCAGCGUGAUUCGCCCCGUCUACAAGCCUGCCAAGGAAAAGGGCAAGCUCACAGAGCCGAGUGGCGCUGGCUCUGACGCAGCGAACGGGUCUUCUGAAGCGAAUGAGGACCAAGAGAAUCACCCUAGAAAGAGCAUCUGGCGCCGCGUCCAAGACGACAAGGAUGACAACGAGGAAGUCAUUCUCGACGGCGGCGUCUACGGUGGCCGAUAUGCGAAUCCUACUCUCGGCGAAGAAGAGCACGCAUAUGGAUGA